Messenger RNA from Helianthus annuus (common sunflower), 1103 nucleotides. RefSeq names its product coenzyme Q-binding protein COQ10 homolog, mitochondrial. The record is from RefSeq and is a predicted model, not a curated record. Gene Ontology annotation, molecular function: ubiquinone binding. Gene Ontology annotation, biological process: cellular respiration; ubiquinone biosynthetic process. Lineage: Eukaryota; Viridiplantae; Streptophyta; Magnoliopsida; Asterales; Asteraceae. Bases 211 to 972 code for a protein of 253 amino acids. The transcript has 5 exons.
AAAAAAAAAAUUCAAGUAGCACCAAAAAUCAAUGAAAAUGUAUGCCGUAUAUUAAACUAGUAAAUUAGACGGAGAACCUGUUUUCAUUCCCUAACAUUCUCUACUAACCGAUCAAAACACAUACGAAUCCCCCUUGGUGAAUUCAUUCUCCAUGCCUUCAUUUUCUGGACAUGAAUUCCAUCAGAUUUUGAAGUGUUGAUAUUUGCUCCAAUGCCGUCGUUAGCGUCAAGUUCAAGAGCCGUCAGGCAGUUGUUUACGUUCAAGAAUGGCGGUAGACAGCUAAUCAAAUGUCCAAGAAACAAACCUAAACCGGCAAGUUAUGUUCAGAAUCGGUUCUUUAGAAGCAUUGCACAUGUUGAACCUUGUUCCCCUUCAUUUCAACCAGUUGCUGGUAGUCACGAGGUCGAUUCCGUGUGUUUGCAAAAUACACAUUUAAGUAGUUUUGUUCAAAGGAGAGGCUUUCUCGGUUGUGGUGAUGGAGAUCAAGGGAGUACAGGCGUAUCGAAAGUUCACGAGGAGAAGCAUAUUUUGGGGUAUUCCCCAGAACAGAUGUAUGCAGUGGUUGCCGCUGUUGACAUGUAUCAGGAUUUUCUUCCUUGGUGUAGACGAUCAGAUAUUGUUAAACGUCAUGGCGAUGGUUCUUUUGAUGCUGAGCUGGAAAUCGGUUUUAAAUUUCUUGUUGAAAGCUAUGUAUCUCAUGUUAAAUUGAUCAAACCCAAAUCAAUAAAGACAACUUCAUCACAAAGUAACCUUUUCGACCAUUUAAUAAACAUCUGGGAGUUCCAUCCGGGACCCGCUCCAGGGACGUGUGACCUCCGUUUUCUUGUGGAUUUCAAGUUCCGGUCACCAUUUUAUUCACAGAUGGCAUCGGUGUUCUUUAAGGAGGUGUCUUCUCGACUGGUUGGUUCAUUCUGUGACCGUUGUCGUUUGAUUUAUGGGCCUGGGGUUCCGGUCAUUGAACAAAGGAGAUGAACCAUGACCCUGUGAAUAUAUCUGCUAAUUAAUGUUUUUCAUUAUACUGCUUUGUCUUGUUAGUUUGUGUAAAUAUUGCAGUUUGUUUUCCUGUCAUACAACAGGAUUAGAAUGUAUGGUCACAUUUCUAA